GAAUCUCCCUUGCGAUUGGCUGCCUGAGGAGCGCCCGGAAGGCUCUGCCAACGGGGGCCGUUGAGCGACGGUCUCGGCGAUGGAGGGCGGCGGCUCCGUGUCCAACGUGGAGCUCUGCAACUUGGCCUACGCGGGCCUGCUGGACGAGGUGAAGGAGCGCCUGGCUGCCAACCGGAGCUUGGCCACGCGCGCCGAUCAGGAUAACAGGACAGCCCUGCACUGGGCAUGUUCAGCUGGACACACAGACAUUGUCGAUCACUUGCUAGAUCUGGGAGUUCCUGUUAACGACAAAGAUGAUGCUGGCUGGACUCCUCUGCAUAUUGCAGCGUCAGCUGGUCGAGAUGAAAUUGUGAAAGCUCUGAUCAAGAAAGGUGCCCAGGUGAAUGCUGUCAAUCAGAACGGAUGCACGCCUCUGCAUUACGCAGCCUCCAAGAAUAAGCAGGAGAUUGCACAAAUGCUGUUAGAGAACAAAGCCAAUCCAGACGCAAAGGAUCACUUGGAGUCGACUCCACUCCACAGAGCAGCAGCCAAAGGGAAUCUAAAAAUGAUCCAAAUCCUUUUGAAACACAACGCUUUGGUCAACCUACAGGACUCAGAGGGAAACACUGCUCUCCAUUUAGCCUGUGAUGAAGAGAGAGCCGAUGAGGCCAAGCUCUUGGUAUCCCAUGGAGCAAGUAUCUAUAUUGAGAACAAAGAGGAGAAGACUCCACUGCAAGUAGCGAAAGGGGGCCUGGGCUCCAUCCUCAGGAGGCUUGUGGAAGGCUAGCGGUCGUCCAGCUGCUUGAACUUUGCUUUGGAUUAACAUCUGGAAGACGGUGGCUGACCUUUGGCCCGAACUGUCUCAACCUGGAUGGCCGUUGUAGUUCAUCUGCUGUCCGCCCCUACGUCUCCUGCGGUCCAACAAGAUCCCUUUCCCUCCUCGUUCCUGCUGCCUUGGAAAGCGACCAUGCUGGCACCAGAAUUAGAAGAUGUCUGCUGGGGGGGGGAGGGGCUCUUUAAGCACCAAAGCCUCAAGACCUUCCUAAAGUAACCUGCUUGCAAUGUUCAGUGUUUCUCAAGCAACUUUGCAGUUGCUGCUGUUAAUUCUGAAAGUUGUCAGUUGCCUUUAAAAAAAGGGGGGGGGCGCUAGCAGGCCAGUCUGAAAUAAAACACGAUGUGGGAGAA
Molecule: messenger RNA, 1164 nt
Organism: Heteronotia binoei (common prickly gecko)
Lineage: Eukaryota; Metazoa; Chordata; Lepidosauria; Squamata; Gekkonidae
Gene: PSMD10
Product: proteasome 26S subunit, non-ATPase 10
Exons: 5
Coding region: 80-766 (228 amino acids)
Molecular function (GO): protein binding
Source: RefSeq, a predicted model, not a curated record